AUGAAACUGGGGGCGAGCCAGGACACGUAUGGCGCCGGAAGCGAUUCCGCUCGCAGUGCAUCGGCUAUUUCAAUCUCUUCUGUCAUGGCAGACAUCAAGGAGAAGUUCAAAAACGACGAGGAGGAGCAAGUUUCACCUUUUCAGGGUCUAGACAAGGCCACAGUCUUACAGGAGACCAAAAUCUUUUCGGACGCCAACACCGUGACUCGGCAUCCAAAGAAAUGUUGCCAGCUGAUUACAAAGCUGCUUCAUAUAUUAACUCAAGGUGAGCCCUUCACGAGUGCUGAGACGACUGCCGUCUUCUUUGGCGUCACAAAGCUUUUUCAGUCCAAAGAUGCCAAUCUACGCCGUAUGAUGUACCUAUUCAUCAAGGAGGUGGCCGAGGCCACUGCCGCUGACGAGGUGAUCAUUGUGACACAAAGUCUGACUAAGGACAUGAGCUCAGACGUGGAUUUAUACCGUGCAAAUGCUAUCCGAGUGCUUUGCCGUAUCAUUGAUGGCUCCAUGUUGAACGCUAUUGAGCGCUACAUUAAGCAAGCAAUAGUUGAUCGUAAUGCUCUUGUAGCUAGUUCGGCUCUGGUGGCGGGUAUUCAUUUAAUCAAAAACAACUCGGAGAUUGUGCGUCGCUGGGUGAACGAAGUGCAGGAGGCCGUUAACUCUACAAAUGAUAUGGUUCAGUAUCACGGUGUCUCGCUGCUGUAUCACAUCCGACAGCAUGACAAGCUUGCAGUGUCAAAGUUUAUUACACAGCUCCAGAAGACCAGUCUCCGCUCGAAUCUUGCUACGUGCUUACUGAUCCGUUAUACGACGACGCUACUGCGAGACAACGCAGGUGGCCAGGAUCCCGCUCCGCUUUAUUCGUUUUUGCAGAAGAUGCUCUAUCAUAAAAAUGAGAUGGUUCUCUAUGAAGCUGCCAGGGCACUGUGUACACUGCCAGUUGACUCGCGUGACCUGACACAAGCAAUAGUCGUACUUCAACUGUUUCUGAGCUCCUCCAAGCCUACUCUCCGUUUCGCUGCUGUGCGGACUCUCAGUCAAGUAGCAUUGACGCAACCGAUGCUUGUUACACGCUGCAAUGAGGAUAUGGAGGCACUUAUUACUGACUCGAAUAGAUCUAUUGCUACGCUAGCCAUUACCACGCUUUUGAAGACUGGUGCCGAGUCAAGCGUUGACCGUUUAAUGAAGCAGAUAUCAACUUUUAUGGGCGACAUUGCAGAUGAGUUUAAGAUCGUGGUCGUGGAGGCCAUCAAGAAUCUAUGCGUGAAGUAUCCUCAAAAGCAUCGCGUGUUGCUUAAUUUCUUGGCCAAUUUUCUUAGAGAAGAAGGAGGGUUUGAUUUCAAGAAGACGAUAACGGACGCGAUUCUUUUCUUAAUUGAACGUAUUCAAGAGUGCAAAGAUAGUGCACUGCUACAUCUGUGUGAGUUCAUCGAGGACUGUGAAUUUACUCAAUUAUCGACUAAGAUUCUGCGCGUCCUGGGGCAAAAGGGACCGACAACAUCAGUACCAGCGCGUUACAUUCGCUUUAUCCGGAAUCGCGUUAUUCUAGAAAAUGCACCGGUGCGCGCUUCGGCUGUUUCAGCUCUAGCUCAAUUCGCAAUUCGCGUUGCUUCUCUUCGCGUGAGCAUUUCGUCGCUACUACAGUGCUGCAAACUUGAUGAUGACGACGAAGUUCGCGACCGAGCUACAAUGUAUCUCUCCAUUUUGAACGGUGAUGAAGUAAUCAGUCGUGCGCUACUUGUAGAGGAUUUUCCCAUUUGUGUUGCAACACUUCAGAAAUCUAUUGAACAGUACGAGCUGCGCCUCGCAGAUGGUCCUCUUACUUUCGAAGCAUUGCCGCAUGUUGAUGUUGACGAGGUUGUCGUCGAAUCAAGUAUUGAUGAUGCAGAGGCUGACAUCGAGACGAUUCAGGCAGAUACAGUACCUGAACCGCAAGACGUUGCAAAGGAGCUAUACACCAUCCCAGAGUUUGCUGAGCUUGGUGCGCUUUUUCGUUCGUCCAAGCGUCUUGAGCUUACUGAGGCUGAAACGGAAUAUGUCGUCAGCUGCACGAAGCACGUUUUUGCGCAGCAUUUGGUGCUCCAGUUCAAAGUGCUUAAUACAGUAAGCGACCAGCUUCUUACGAACGUAAGAGUAGAAUUCGUCUUGGAGCCGGAAGACGUUUGGCAGGUACAAUCGGUUAUUCCCGUCAGUAAAUUGGCCUAUGGUAAGACCGGCUCGUGCUAUGUCUGCUUGCGAUUCACUGGCGAUGGUGUCUACCCUGUUGUUCAGCUUGCCAAUGUUGAGCUAUUGUUUAAAGUGCAUGAGGUCAACCCUUCGUCCGGUGAGGUUGAAGACGACGGCUUUGAUGAAGAAUACCCAAUGGAGAAUCUUGAGAUCGGCGCGUCAGAUCUGAUGGCAAAAGUCUCUGUGAAUGAUUUUCGUUCGGCCUGGGAAAGCAUUGGUGACAGUGCCGAGGUUAAGGGUAGCUUUGGUCUCAAGUACAAGACUCUGGUGGAGGGCGUGGCGGCAGUCAUCGAAAACCUCGGCAUGCAACCUUGUGAGAAUACCGCUGUGCCCCAGCCAAAGGCAAGGGCGCACAUUUUGCUACUAUCGGGUGUAUUUGUUGGUGGCGUCAAAUCACUUGUAAAGUCCAGGAUAUCACUGGACGAACAGAGUGACAGCUUGAUUUUGCAGAUGGCCGUGCGCACGGAAAUGGAAGAAAUUAGUCAGACCAUCAUGGACUGCAUUCGAUAA
Plasmopara halstedii is the source of this 2733-nucleotide messenger RNA. Its product is annotated as coatomer subunit. The record is from RefSeq and is a predicted model, not a curated record. Lineage: Eukaryota; Oomycota; Peronosporomycetes; Peronosporales; Peronosporaceae. The transcript has 10 exons. Gene Ontology annotation, biological process: intra-Golgi vesicle-mediated transport; endoplasmic reticulum to Golgi vesicle-mediated transport; protein secretion. Gene Ontology annotation, cellular component: endoplasmic reticulum-Golgi intermediate compartment; COPI vesicle coat; Golgi membrane. The coding region runs from base 1 to 2733 and encodes 910 amino acids. Gene Ontology annotation, molecular function: structural molecule activity.